UUGUCAGAUGGCCAUAUAACGGGUGAUAUACGUUCGUCGGCGGGCCUCAAGGGAACGGUCGUAACCGCAGAAGAGCUCUUCUACAAUACGCCGUGUCGACGUCGUGCACUCAAAUAUCCAGCCGACGAGAUGAAUCGAAUCGCGGAUGUGGUCAUCAGAUACGCUAUUCAUAAUCCGUCUGUUUCGUUCACGAUGAGACGGUGUGGCAGUGGGAACGAUUUUCGUACGACAGGUGACGGGGAUCAGUUCAAGGUGAUUGCAUCGCUUCAUGGAAGCAAUGCGGCAAAGAAUUUGAUAACUCUGGAUCGCGAAGAUGAAAAACUGUUCUAUUCGCUGAAAGGUUGUAUGGCUCGACCGAGUGCAUCGUGUACGGCACCGAGUCUUCAAUCUAAACAAAAUCGUCAAAAGAUUUUCUACUUGUUUAUCAACAAUCGAAGUGUUGAAUGUGCACAAUUGAAACAAGCAUUGGACGUCGUGUUUGCUGCACAAAAUACAUUUUCAACAUUCAUUAUGUUAUCGUUACAGAUUGCUCCGAAUCGAAUCGACGUAAAUGUGCAUCCAACAAAGGCUACUGUCUUCUUCCUUGAACAAGAUGCCAUCAUCGCAUCAAUUCAGGAUUAUAUCGAAAGCCUCAUACAGAAUUCGUCUGACAGUUGUUCAGUUCCAACGAUAACGCCUUAUAUGGGCACAUCUUCAGCGGUCUAUGAUGGUCCUACUUUUAUCGAAUUCCCAACUAUGUCCUCAACCGCAUCGUCGUCGUCGAAAAAGCGCUAUCCAGCCGAGGUUCCUGAACACCUCGGAGGGCCACCACCACCUUCUUCCAGAGCACCGUUAUCAUCUGGCUCCACUUCUUCUUUCGAAAACAACCAAUCGCAACCCGCUAACGCAUCGUCAUCACCAGCAACGAAAAAAGUUUAUGCGCAUCAGUUGGUACGUACAGAUGUGAAUGAACGUCGUCUGGAGGAGUUCACAAUCAAAAGUGAGAGUCAGUCUCUGUCACAAGUGGAAAUGGUGGCGGCCGAUGGCGUUUUGAACGAUUCAAUUGCAUCUGAGGGCAUCAUGGAUCCAGAAUGGCGUGAAUUUGAUUUUGAUUCAUUGAAAGCGAUGCGGAAGGAAAUUUGUGAUAAUGCUUCGCUGUCGCUACGAAAUCUCUUCAAAGAGCACACAUUCAUUGGUACAAUUGAUCAAAACCGAUCUCUGAUUCAGCAUUCAACGUCCAUCUAUUUGAUUGAUACGAAGCAAAUUUUUAUGAAUUUCUUCUAUCAGUUGUUGGUGCUAUCAUUUGGCAAUUUUGGAUCGUUCAAAUUGUCCGAAAGUGCUCCGAUAGCUGAAUUAUUUUUGAUUGGUAACGAAGAGGAGAAUGAAGAGAAUGCCAAAAAAUAUGCUGAUUUCUUGGUGGAGAAUCGUGAGAUGUUGAACGAUUACUUCUGUUUACGAAUCACAUCGGAUGGAGCAGUUGAAACGAUACCGUCGUUGAUUGACGGUUAUGUGCCUCAGUUGGAAGGUUUACCAACACUGAUCUCGAGUCUCGUGUACGAUGUCGACUGGGAGCAGGAGCAGACGUGUUUUACGGGUAUAUGCUGGGCAUUGGCUAACUUCUUUUGUGUACAUGAAGAGUACUGCAAAGGUGAGCAACUGUCCGGUCUGGAUGCCGACUGUUUGCCGUGGAAACGUGUCUUCAGUGAUCUCCUCUUUCCGGCUCUCAAAACCAACUUUGUACCACCGGAAAGUCUGAAAUCGCGUGUCCGUCGACUGGUUGACCUGUACGAUCUCUACAAAGUUUUCGAACGUUGUUAA
Messenger RNA from Anisakis simplex (herring worm), 1797 nucleotides. Lineage: Eukaryota; Metazoa; Nematoda; Chromadorea; Rhabditida; Anisakidae. The record is from the annotation of a GenBank genome assembly.